Molecule: messenger RNA, 4271 nt
Organism: Poecilia reticulata (guppy)
Lineage: Eukaryota; Metazoa; Chordata; Actinopteri; Cyprinodontiformes; Poeciliidae
Product: endophilin-B1-like
Cellular component (GO): cytoplasm
Molecular function (GO): protein binding
Source: RefSeq, a predicted model, not a curated record
CUGCUAGCGCUCAGAGGUUCAAGAAAACUCGGCACGGCUAUCACAGGGCAGUGAGGUUGCAUGCUUAAAUUUUGUUUGCGGAGCAGUCUCCAUUAUGGGUUCAGACACUCAGAGAGUCGCUGUGUUUGUUAUUAUGGUAUUUCUUCUUUUAGUUAACUCAUGGCUGUUUUUGCAGUUUAGUUUGAGCUAGAACCCGUAAGGUAUUUUUGUGUUUUAAGAGCUGUUGACUUAAAUUUUUUUCUCUCCUUUUCAAUUUUUAUUUUAUUUUAUUUUUUUUGCAUUCCAUGUGUAAUUUUAUACUUGUAAGCAAGUGCUUGUAAGUAUAAACAACAUUUUGUGGAGAGAUUAUGCUUUUAUUGUGAACUUGAACAGGAAGUGUAAUUUAAUCUUUCACGUCUUUACAUUUUCUCAGCACUUUUGUCAUGUUUACGUCGGUGUAAACAGUUUAGCGCAUGCUAAAUGAUGGUACAUCAUUUGACAUUUUAAUGGUCUGUCCGAAGCAUUUAUUUAAGUUAUCCCGGACAGUAAUGAAACAAUAGCGUCCUUUAGAGACAAAAAUUAAAAGACUGACGUCACAGCAACGCCAGUCACUUUUUUGAGCGUCCUUUAUUGACCCUUAGAAAACAAGUGGAUAAUGGGUAAAUACUGACAGCGGUAAACAAGGGAGCAGGUGCGUGUGGAGCCUCUUAACGUCUCCGACGUCGCUCUGUCAGCCUCUAUGUAUGGCAAGCCGUUAGAAUCAAUAAUACCCCGCAUAUUAACGUGUUGUAAAUAGCCGGUUGCGACGUUUUUUCUCCCCGCCAGGUUGAGUAUCUCAACAGCUUGCCGUGCUUGCAAAGGUGUUAGCGGGGUGAGGCGAUGCGUGGGUCAGCUAGUGGCUCUUGGAGGUGAACAUUUGGUUCAGUAACCGGGGUUAAUUCGGUGCCCCCUCCGCCGCCACGCCUCCCCGGAGACAACGGCCGACCUUGAGGACUCGGUCAUGGACCUGACGCGACUGGCUGUGGAUGCUGGCCAGUUCAUUAACCGAGCUGUUCAGUACACCGGAGAGAGCCUCGGCCAGGCGGAUAAGACCGGGCUGGACCCCGGGCUGGAGGGACUCCUGGCUCAGGCGGACGCCACCAAGACCUGGACGGACUCAAUCAUUUCUCAAACCGAGGUGCUACUGCAACCUAGUCUAGGAGCUCGAUUAGAGGACCGGCUGUACGAGCAUCUGGAAUGGAGCGCCCCGCCUCGACCCCGAGCGCACGAGUUACUGGGGGAUCAAAUGACCCAGGCUGGGCUGGAGGUCGGAUCGAACACACCCUACGGAACAGCUCUGAUAAGGUUCGGCGAGGCCCAGAAGCAGCUGGGAGAAGCCGAGAGGAAGUUUGCAGAAUGCACAAACAUUCACUUUCUCACCCCGCUGAAGAGUUUCACAGAGGGUGAAUACAGAGCCAUCCAGAAUGAGCGUAAGAUGUUGGUGAACAAGCGUUUGGACUUGGACGUAGCCAAGACCAGGCUGAGGAAAGCCCAUGAAGCAGACAGAGAGGCCAGGAACCUGAAUGCGAACCCGUUGGAUGACGACUACAUGUCUCACGUUUCUUACAUGUUCAGCUUCCUGCGUGUUAAAUGGCUUAAGAUAUGGGCUCAGGAAAUCUCUCAGGCCGAGAUGGAGUUGAGGAUCUGUCAGAGUCUUUUCGAUCGGCAAUCAGAAAUCACAAGACGGGCUCUCGAAGGCAUCAGCAGCACUCACAUCGACCACAUGCGGAGCCUUGCGGACUUUGUGGAUGGUCAGGCGUCAUUUUUCGCUCAGGGCAACCAACACGCUCAGGAACUGCAGAGACAGAUGUCCAGGAUUCCAGCUGUCUUUUGCUCUAAUAACUGGCAAUCAGCGGUUAAUAACGAGCCACCAAUCAGCAGCCAUGUUGCCGGUGAACCUGUCGGGUUGGAUCAGGUCGCUCCGGUUUCCAAAGCAGCUCGCCAGCUGCCAGACUUUGACCAGGACUCGUGGACACUUGCCGUCAAUCCUAAAACUGAAACAGAUCUCUUUUCAUCUGAUCACGCAAACAACAAUAACAACAACAACAACAGUGGCGCCUUCGGUACUCCCGGCCAAUCAAGCGGUCACCAAGCAGCUGUUAAAAAUCAACUAUUUACAGACCAAACAUUCGAUCUCGUAUUUACAUCCAACCAAUCAGAUGAGCUUCCUUCACCCAGCAGGACAAAUCAGGGAACAAACAGUUUGCCUUCUGCUGCGAGAGACUCUACCCGGACUUCCAAUGCAACUUUUACCAACGGUGCCGCAACAGCGGUCGCGUUGCCUCCUCAAAGAAGUGCGAUCCGAAACGAGACUCAGACGGGAGACGCCGAAGCUACUGACAUCACAGCAUCCACUGAUGUGGUUCCUGAUUCCCAAACAACCAAUGAAACUCAUGAGCGGCCAGUCACCAACGGAGAAGAUGUCUAGUCGGUGGUUGUGACAAUUUAGAGCACUUCACAUUUGGUUCUCACAAUAUCUGGAGCUACUGCUCUAUUUAGAUGACUCAAACAUUAGUUGUGCCAAGCCGGAUUAAUUAUCCUCAUGGAGACUCCAUAGUAAUUGUAAGAGUGAUUGUUUUAGAGGGCUCAUGUUGUCAUUUUUUACAACUUGUUUUUUCUUCUCGGUUGCGUUUUGGAUAGUUGCAUUCAUUUCAAUGUCAAAGAAAACGAGCAAAAAGCGGCUGGAUUUGCCAGAAGGUGAUGAUGUUGCGGAGGAAACACAUAAUUGACACAUAUGCAACCCAAGAAGAUCAGAGUGACACCAAAGUCUUCAUCUAGAAUGCGAAUUCGUAAAGUAAAGAUUUAUGAACUUUGCUUUAUGGAAAGCAAAGUGAUUUGCCAGUGAGGAGAUGGAAGCCAGCAGAAAUAUUGCCCAGAGAGUAUUCGCUUGAAGACCUAACUAACCGGCUCCUUACUCCAAGAUUUAAAAGUGCUCUGCAGCAAGCGCAUACAUUUCUGCUCCAGCUUUGACCAACAUUGUCACUAUGAUGCAAAUGGGUGUCAGCAAUUACACAUUUCACAACUGUGUCGACAGCUUUAUAGUGGUUGCGUAAAAAAUUAGAGGUAAUGAAUGAAAUUAGCCACAGAGGCUAAUUAUGUGGUUUUCUACACAUAAUUAGCACUGUUUUAAAGGGGGCUUCCCAUCUGUCAUGAAACUAAAACUCUAAGUCUAGUUAUCUUACAAGAUGUGUGGUCAUAAAAAGUCACUUUAAUCCAGUUCAACAAAUGGCGGCUGAAGGGGAAGUUUAAAAUGCUGACACAGAAUCUGUCAUUCAUUUGGCUCAGCCACGGAGAAAAGUUGCUGCUCUGAAUAAUUUUUGUGGAGAACAUAGAGGGAAUUUAAUAAGAUUAGAGACAUCAGCAAAACAUUUCAUGCUUUCAUCUGUGGUAACAUCUGAGAUAAAAAAAAAAACUCUUUGUUGCGUGAGAAACUUUGUGCUCACAAACGACAGCUGCUGUCGCCAUGAUGGUCAGCCUAAUGAUUCUACUAGAGCCAUCUCUGGUUGGGACAGCUCUAUUAGAGAUAGUGAAACCUCACACAGUUUCAGUAUUUUUUUAUGCAAUUAUAAGUGCGUAACCAUUUCAGACACGUGUGGUUUCAAAGGCUUUUGUUGUCCAAAAAUGUAAUCUUUUAAUUAUCCGUUUUGACGAGCAACAGAGAAGCUGAUGAUCAUUUUCGUAUAUUUAACCACGUUAAGAUUUUGAGCCUUUCUUGCUCUUAAGUUGAUAUUUGCCCUUUAACCUUGAUUUAGUGCCAGAAUAAAUGAAUUUAAAUGUAGCCAUAUAUAAUAGAUGUUUCAUAUUUAAGAGACAAAAAAAAAAAACUGGUUUGACUGUUACAGAUGUUCAGUGUAAAGUGGGAACUAAGUCUGUAUUUUCACAAUCAUCAAACGUAUCAAGUGUUGUGCCAAUUGUGCAAGUGUGUAAAUGUUGUAGAGAUCUUUAAGAAGAGCUACUUAUGUCUCUUCUUUACUCGUGUUUCUCUGAGGUGAGAUGCUUCUUUACACACAAACUCUGUUCUUUCUUCAUAUGUUGCCCAGUCAUUUCUUUUCACUUUAAUUUUCUUAAAGCACCUUUUAUUGUGAAAUGGAUGAAAGUUUCCAUAUCCAGAUGUUGACUUUCUUCUGCUUUUCUGUUUUGUUUGGCCAAUUUCGGGGACCCUGAAACGGAGGUGCUGAUGUAAUCUCCUACACAAAAAGCAACACUCUUAUAUGUUCGGGGCUGGAUGGCAAUAAAAUUUCUCCUCUGAUGUC